Pseudozyma hubeiensis SY62 is the source of this 3204-nucleotide messenger RNA. RefSeq lists its product as hypothetical. Gene Ontology annotation, cellular component: SWI/SNF complex. Gene Ontology annotation, molecular function: DNA binding; zinc ion binding; histone binding. NCBI's taxonomy places the organism in Eukaryota, Fungi, Basidiomycota, Ustilaginomycetes, Ustilaginales, Ustilaginaceae. The record is from RefSeq and is a predicted model, not a curated record. Gene Ontology annotation, biological process: positive regulation of DNA-templated transcription. The transcript has a single exon. The coding region runs from base 1 to 3204 and encodes 1067 amino acids.
AUGUCGACGCUCAACCUCACGGGUCACCCUGACCCCAAACUGCGCACUGACCCGCUGCUGCUUCAGGCUCUCGAGUCCUAUCUGGAGCCCAUCAAGAGCGCACUUUCUCAGCAAGGUGUGGAAGCCAGCGUCAUCCCCUCGAAAUCCGGCUCUCUCUCCGCAAUCGACCUCGCAGACCUCGUGUUCCAACUUCAAAAUUUCCAGGAAGAAUCGCUCGGCGCCAAUGCACCUCGCCCGGCCAACCCUACCGCAUCCACUUCACAAGCACGACAUCCCGUUCGCAUUCCUGCAGAACUCUUCCUCCCGACAUCUUCACAGCAGAGCACUUCGGUAGCACCUCCAGAGUCGAGCCACCUGCGCUUGCUCUUGCAAGAGGCUCUCGCGUAUCUCGCAUCCGCUGGCAAACCUACUUGGAACUUUUCCGACCCUGCUCAAAAGGCUGACAAUGUUCAGCUCAUCGCACACCUCCGUCAGCAACUGGCCAAGACCGGUGCAUUGGAACACCCGACCAUUGCCGCUUCACCGUCCAUCACCGAGGCAGAGGCGGCUGCGCUCAAGCAGAUGGCCGAGCAGCUCGAAUGCCAGUGGACCGACGACGUUGCUGCUGCAUCUCACAUCCUCUACCCUUCGGAAGUAACACCUCCAUCAUCGCCCAAGCUCGGCGAACCCUCGUCGUCGGCGUCCGAGGAAUACUUCAGGACCAUUGCUUCGAGAUCAGGACGUGCUCUCAUCCACGUCUGGUACCGACCCGACUCUUACGAUACCUGGCUGCCUGCUGCCGAUUUUGCCGACCCCGACCCGGCGCCCGAGAAGCGCCUUCCAUGGAAGAUCGGCGCAAAGUGGCUCCGAGACAGCGUGCGCUUCAACGAGCUCAUGAACGCAGAAGAUUACGAGCAGGAGGACGCGCUCGAGGCAAGCGCAGCUGCGGCUGAUGCCGAGACCGCCGCUGCCACCACUUCCGACGCCACCAAGAGCAAGAAGCGCGGACUGCCCGAAGAGAUCACCGACGCUUCCUCGGCUGCGGCUGCUGCCGGCGAGCCCAACAGCAAGCGCAUUAAGCUUCUCGUCGCGGCGCGUCCCGUCGGUGCCGUCCCCAUCGACCUCUCUGGCUCCCAGCCCAUCCCAGGCAAGAAGUACGAGAACGAGGCGGUACCCAGCGGUGUCCUCGGCAACCUGCCGUCCGAGUCCGCCGGUCCCACCAAGCUUGAAGGCGAGAGGCCUGCUGUCCGAGCAGCCAACGACGGUGACGCCACCAUGGUCGACGGCACCGCCGACAAGCCUAAGCCCGACGCUGCCGUCGAAGAGCCCACUGAGGCCACUGCAGACGUCAAUGCACCCGUCAUCCAGCCCGAUGCUGCCGCUGUGGAACAGCAGCGCAUCCGCGCAGAAGAGAUCGCCAAAAAGUACCUGGCUUCACAGACACAGGAAGUCAUCAUUCCUUCCUACUCGACCUGGUUCGACAUGUCGACCAUCAACGCCAUCGAGAAGCGAUCCUUGCCCGAGUUCUUCAACCACAAGAACCGCAGCAAGACACCCAGCAUCUACAAGGACUACCGUGACUUCAUGAUCAACACCUACCGUCUCAACCCCAGCGAGUACCUCACUUUCACCGCUUGCCGAAGGAAUUUGGCCGGUGACGUAUGCGCCAUCAUGAGGGUUCAUGCUUUCCUCGAGCAGUGGGGCCUCAUCAACUACCAGAUCGAUCCCGAGACGCGACCUGCCACGUUGGGCCCCCCUUUCACUGGUCACUUCCGUGUGCUCGUCGACACGCCUCGUGGUCUGCAGCCGCUUCACCCUGGUGCCCGUGUCAAUCUGACCACCUCGGCUUCUGCUGAUGGUGGUGCUGCCGCUGCUGCCUCUGCUGCUGCGGGAGGUGAGAAACCGGACAUGAACCUCGAGCUGCGAAAGACCAUCUUCCAGUCCACCAUGAAAGGCUCCAAGCCCAUCGACCUCGUUGAAGCCAACUCGCUCGCUGCGCAGGCCGACGCUGCCGUUGCCGGUGGUGCUGGCGGUGCGCCUCGCUACACAUGCGACACCUGCGGAAGCGACUGCACGCGUGUACGAUACCACAGCAUCAAGGCCAAGAACUACUCGCUCUGCCCGUCCUGCUACCUCGAAGGUCGCUUCCCGAGCUCCAUGUACUCCGGCGACUUUGUCCGCAUGGAAGACUCGGUGCUCAAGCAGACCGGCGGUGUGACCGGCGGUGCGUCCGGUGCGCAGGACGACUGGACCGACGCCGAGACGCUCCGACUGCUCGAAGGUCUCGAGAUGUUUGACGACGACUGGUCGGCCGUCUCGAACCACGUCGGUACGCGCAGCCGCGAACAGUGCAUCACCAAGUUCAUCCAGCUGCCGAUCGAGGAUGGCUUCCUGGACGGUGCUUCGCAGGCGGAUCUCGGACCGCUGCAGUACGCACGUCGCGACCAGGUGGACAAGCUGGGCAAGCCCAUCGUUCCGUUUGCCCAGGCUGACAACCCGGUGAUGAGCGUCGUUGCCUUUCUGGCCAGCGCUGUGAACCCGGCUGUUGCGGCUGCCGCUGCUCAGAGCGCGCUUGGCGAGCUUACCGACAACCUUCGCAAGAGGGCCGGUCAGGAGAAGUCGAGCGACGACGCGGAGAAGAGCAAGGAGAACGGCGAAGCGACGCACGCCGCCAACGGCGACGCUAUGGAUGUCGACGGCGAGCAGGCCAAGUCAGCUGCUGCUGCCGAUGCUACCACCACCGCAGCAACCUCGGACGACACGCUCGCCGUCGAUGCCACCAAAAAAGCCGUGCCGCGCAACGCCGUCGAGCGAGCCGCUGCCAUCGCGCUCGGUGCUGCCGCCGCGAAAGCGCACGUGCUCGCCUCGUUCGAGGAGCGCGAGUGCCAGCGUCUCGUAGGCCAGGUGAUCGAGGCGCAGCUCAAGAAGCUCGAGCUCAAGAUGAGCCAGUUCGAGGAGCUCGAAUCGCUGCUCGAGGCCGAACGCCGUAGCGUGGAGGCGGGACGUCGACAGCUGUACGCCGAUCGACUGGCGGUUCAGAAGCAGCUGGCGCUGGUCAACGAGCUGCUGCAGAAGGCGGCGCAGGCGCCGGAGAAGGUGAGCCAGCAGGAGCUGGUCAAGGCGACGAGCGCGGCGAACGGGUUGCCGCAGCAGGGGCCGGUGGUGAGGGAGGCGAGUGUCGGUGGCGCUGCGCCUGGUGGAGGAAAUGUCGCCAUGAUCGGUUAG